AUGUCAAUGAAUCCUCUUUUGAAACUUUUACCCAGAUCAUGCUACAAAUCGCUGUCUAAACCAGAUAUAGACAACUCACAGAAUUUAAAUUCAAAAAGAUUGUUUGUUUAACACUAAAAUGAAGCAAAGCAUAUCCUGAACCUUCCUAAGGAUAAGAGAAUAAAUUUAGAACGCCAGAUCAUUCAAGAUCUAAAGAUCAUGCUUCAUUAGAAUCAUCAGCAAUAGAUCGCUAUUUCUCAGGGGAAAUAAACAACUCUAUCUUACAAGACGAAGAAGGAGAUUUUGCAAAGUUAAAGCCAAAGAGGAUCCUAAGUUUAAUAAAAGCUAAAUUUCAAAAGCGGCACUAGCAAUCCAGUUUCUCCUGUAAAGACUACAAAGCAGUUGAACUUUGAGAAUCUAAACAACUUCUCAAACAAAAAAAGAAAGUACGAAUAAAUCUCAAGUAAUGAAGAGAUAAAGAUUAACAAUCUACUGCACGGAGAACCUAAGAGAUUUAAGACUGGUCAUGAAUUCCGCAAGCCUUUGUCCACUGCCUCACUUCACACUCAUCAAACACAAAAUCAACUACUCAAGCCUGUCAAUAAAUUAGAGUCUAUAAAAAGAAAUCUCAUGAAAAUUGAGAGUCAGUCAAACAUGCUUUAUGAUAGUUUAAGAUCAUAAUCGAGCUUAUAAACUAACAAUCAAAGGACUACAAUAAGACCAGUAGUCUAAGCCCACAGUUUUAAAUGA
This is a messenger RNA of Stylonychia lemnae, 729 nucleotides long. The record is from the annotation of a GenBank genome assembly. NCBI's taxonomy places the organism in Eukaryota, Ciliophora, Spirotrichea, Sporadotrichida, Oxytrichidae.